UUUCGUGUUUCUGUGCAUUGCUGCGGUCGGAGCCUCGUGAUAUGCGGAGGCUUUACCAGUUCGCUCGACGGCUCUCCAUUUCACUCGAUAUAUAACCCAUCGCCUUCCCGUUCACGUUGACCUCUACCUUACAAACAAACGGGGAAUGAGGAGAUUUCUACAUCUUACCGGCUGACAACUUAUACCAGAGCCGAAUUUCUCCGCCUUUGUGUGUUUUUUCAUCUCUUCUCGUCGUUUGGCGAUAAACGGUGAAGACUUCAUGACACAACAAGAGGACCAGUGACUGUCCGUUUCUUUCUUUCCUGCUACCGGCGGAUGCGUCCCCAGUUGGGGCUGUGACCGGGUGUUGGGUGGAUAGGGUCGUUGGGCAUCAUGGCAGACGUGGAUCCGGACACAUUGCUGGAGUGGCUGCAGAUGGGACAGGGGGAUGAGCGGGAUAUGCAGCUCAUCGCCCUGGAGCAGCUGUGCAUGCUUUUGCUCAUGUCCGACAACGUCGACCGCUGCUUCGAAACGUGUCCUCCACGGACAUUUCUUCCAGCUUUGUGUAAGAUCUUUUUAGAUGAGAGCGCACCAGAUAAUGUGCUGGAAGUGACAGCCAGAGCUAUCACCUACUACCUGGAUGUGUCUGCCGAAUGCACCCGCAGGAUUGUGGGAGUAGAUGGAGCUAUCAAGGCCCUUUGUAACCGGCUGGUGGUGGUGGAGCUCAACAACAGAACCAGCAGAGAUUUGGCUGAACAGUGUGUAAAGGUUCUAGAGCUGAUCUGCACUAGGGAGUCUGGAGCAGUAUUCGAGGCCGGGGGACUGAACUGUGUGCUGAGCUUCAUUCGGGACAGUGGUCAUCUAGUGCACAAAGACACUUUGCACUCCGCCAUGUCAGUAGUUUCUCGUCUGUGCAGUAAGAUGGAGCCACAGGACUGUUCUCUCGAGACAUGCGUGGAGUCCCUCUCUAGUCUGCUGAAACACGAAGACCACCAGGUGUCUGACGGAGCGCUGCGCUGCUUUGCCUCACUGGCGGACAGGUUCACACGGCGUGGAGUUGACCCAGCUCCUCUAGCCAAGCACGGACUUACAGAAGAGCUGCUGUCCCGUAUGGCAGCAGCAGGUGGAACAGCAUCUGGACCGUCCUCCACCUGCAAACCUGGCAGAACCUCCAGCGGAGCGGCUCCAUCUGCUGCCGACUCUAAACUGAGCAACCAAGUGUCCACCAUCGUCAGCCUUCUGUCCACACUCUGCAGAGGCUCGCCACUUGUCACACAUGAUCUUCUGCGCUCCGAGCUGCCUGACUCUAUGGAGAGCGCCCUGCAGGGGGAUGAGCGUUGCGUGUUGGACACCAUGCGUCUGGUGGACUUACUGUUGGUGCUACUCUUUGAGGGCCGCAAGGCUUUGCCCAAAUCGACAGCUGGUUCCACUGGGCGUAUCCCAGGUCUGCGACGUCUCGACAGCUCUGGAGAACGUUCCCACCGACAGCUUAUUGACUGUAUACGCAGCAAAGACACAGACGCUCUCAUUGAUGCCAUCGACACCGGUGCAUUUGAAGUGAAUUUCAUGGAUGAUGUGGGUCAGACACUUUUGAACUGGGCCUCUGCUUUCGGCACACAAGAGAUGGUGGAGUUUCUCUGCGAGAGAGGUGCUGAUGUCAACCGAGGUCAGAGGUCAUCCUCACUGCACUAUGCUGCCUGUUUUGGCAGACCACAAGUAGCCAAGACUUUACUGCGCCAUGGGGCCAACCCUGACCUCAGAGAUGAAGAUGGGAAAACUCCAUUGGACAAGGCUAGAGAGAGGGGUCACAGCGAGGUUGUAGCAAUUCUUCAGUCUCCCGGAGACUGGAUGUGCCCUGUCAACAAAGGAGAUGACAAGAAAAAGAAGGAUGUAAAUAAAGAAGAGGAGGAGGGCAGUGAGCCGAAAGGUGACCCUGAGAUGGCACCUAUCUACCUGAAAAGGCUGCUUCCAGUAUUUGCACAGACAUUUCAGCAAACCAUGCUGCCUUCAAUAAGGAAAGCUAGUUUAGCUCUGAUCAGGAAGAUGGUGCACUACAGUUCUGAAGUUCUCCUCAAGGAGGUGUGCGACUCUGAUGCUGGACACAACUUGCCCACUGUACUCGUUGAGAUCACUGCGACCGUGUUGGAUCAGGAGGAUGAUGAUGACGGUCACCUGCUGGCACUACAGAUCAUUAGGGAUCUGGUGGAUAAGGGAGGUGACGUGUUUUUAGACCAGCUGGCCAGGCUGGGUGUCAUUAAUAAGGUUUCCACUCUGGCAGGACCCACGUCAGACGAUGAAAACGAAGAGGAGGCCAAGCCUGAGAAGGAUGAUGAACCUCAAGAAGAUGCCAAAGAGAUACAGCAGGGGAAACCCUACCACUGGAGGGACUGGUCUAUCAUUAGAGGCAGGGACUGUCUUUAUAUCUGGAGCGAUGCUGCUGCGUUGGAGCUCUCCAAUGGCAGCAAUGGUUGGUUCCGCUUCAUUUUGGAUGGUAAACUGGCCACUAUGUACUCCAGUGGAAGCCCUGAGGGAGGAUCUGACAGCUCUGAGAGCAGAAGUGAGUUUCUGGAGAAGCUGCAGCGUGCUAGGAGUCAGGUCAAACCAGUGACCGCCAGCCAGCCCAUCCUGUCCACACAAGGUCCCACCAAAUUAUCCGUGGGCAACUGGUCUCUUACUUGCCUGAAAGAGGGUGAGAUUGCCAUCCACAACUCGGAUGGACAGCAGGCCACCAUCCUCAAGGAAGACCUGCCAGGCUUUGUGUUUGAAUCAAACAGAGGCACUAAACACUCUUUUACUGCAGAAACGUCUCUAGGUUCUGAGUUCGUUACUGGCUGGACUGGUAAACGAGGAAGAAAGCUGAAAUCCAAAUUGGAAAAAACGAAACAGAAGGUCAAAACCAUGGCCAGAGAUCUAUAUGAUGAUCACUUCAAGGCUGUGGAGAGCAUGCCCAGAGGCGUUGUGGUCACGCUGAGAAACAUUGCCACACAGCUGGAGUCUGCUUGGGAGCUGCAUACUAACAGACAGUGCAUUGAGGGCGAAAACACGUGGCGAGACCUAAUGAAAACAGCUCUUGAGAAUUUAAUAGUUGUUCUUAAGGAUGAGAACACAAUUUCUCCCUAUGAAAUGUGCAGCAGUGGCCUUGUGCAAGCACUGUUUACUGUCCUCAGCAAUAGUGUGGAACUGGACCUUAAACAUGACUGCAAGCCUUUGAUGGAAAGAAUAAACGUGUUCAAGACUGCUUUUACUGAAAAUGAAGACGAUGAAAGCCGACCUGCAGUUGCCUUAAUUCGCAAACUCUUAGCAGUGUUAGAAUCGAUAGAGCGGCUACCUCUCCACUUAUAUGACACACCAGGCUCAACGUACAAUUUACAGAUUCUGACUAGAAGGUUACGUUUUCGUCUGGAGCGCGCUCCUGGCGAAACGGCCCUCAUCGACCGCACCGGCCGAAUGCUCAAAAUGGAGCCGCUUGCUACAGUUGAAUCACUGGAGCAGUAUCUCCUCAAAAUGGUGGCCAAGCAGUGGUAUGACUUUGACAGGGCCUCAUUCAUCUUUGUUAGGAAGCUCAGGGAGGGCCAGAGCUUCACCUUCAGACACCAGCAUGACUUUGAUGAGAAUGGGAUCGUGUACUGGAUUGGCACCAACGCCAAAACUGCGUAUGAAUGGGUAAACCCCGCAGCUUAUGGAUUAGUCGUGGUGACCUCCUCAGAGGGCAGGAACUUGCCUUACGGCCGACUCGAAGACAUCCUGAGCCGAGACAGCUCUGCUCUCAACUGCCACACAAAUGACGAUAAAAACGCCUGGUUUGCGAUUGACCUUGGUUUAUGGGUCAUUCCCUCGGCUUACACUCUCCGUCACGCACGUGGAUAUGGCCGCUCCGCCCUCCGCAACUGGGUGUUUCAAGUGUCCAAAGACGGUCAAAACUGGAUGACGCUCUACACGCACGUGGAUGACAGCUCUCUUAAUGAACCGGGGUCGACAGCCACGUGGCCGCUGGAUCCAUCCAAAGAUGAAAAGCAGGGCUGGAGGCACAUUCGCAUUAAACAGAUGGGGAAGAAUGCCAGCGGUCAAACACACUACCUCUCGCUGUCUGGUCUGGAGAUCUACGGCACUGUUACUGGUGUGUGUGAGGACCAGCUGGGUAAAGCCGUGAAGGAGGCCGAGGCUAACCUGAGACGCCAGCGUAGACUGUUUCGCAAUCAGGUGAUGAAGUACAUCGUUCCAGGGGCACGGGUGGUGCGCGGCAUCGACUGGAAGUGGCGGGAUCAGGAUGGUAAUCCCGCAGGAGAGGGCACCGUCACUGGAGAGGCCCACAAUGGCUGGAUUGAUGUCACCUGGGAUGCCGGUGGCUCAAACUCGUAUCGUAUGGGUGCGGAAGGGAAGUUUGACCUCAAGCUUGCACCAGGGUACGACCCUGAAUCAGCGCCGUCACCCAAACCUGUCUCAUCCACUGUUGCAGGCACGCCGCAGUCUUGGAGCAGCCUGGUGAAAAAUAACUGUCCAGACAAGGGCGGCUCGUCCUCCACAGCGGGGGCCAGUUCCUCCAGUCGCAAGGGUAGUAGCAGUUCGGUGUGUAGCGUGGCCAGCAGCAGCGAUAUUAGCCUCAGCUCCACCCGCGCGGAGCGCAGGGUCGAAAGCCUGUUGGAGCAGGGCAUGGGGAUCGUCGCGGGACCCCCUGGGGCGGAAGGACAAGAACCAAUUGUCGUGCUUUCCUCGGCAGAGGCUGGCUCCGCCUCCAGCACCAGCACGUUAACAGCGGAUACAGGAAGUGAAAGUGGCGAUCGCAUAACACCAGCACCCGAUGGCACUUUGAGACAGUCGGCUGAGUCUACAGCCAUCUCUAUGGGAAUCGUGAGCGUCAGCUCGCCCGAUGUCAGUUCGGUUUCAGAGUCGUCCAGUAAGGACGCUGCAUCCCAGAGGCCGUUGUGUUCCGCAACUAGUGCGCGGCUGUCCGUCAGCUCUCUUUUGGCAGCUGGAGCGCCUAUGAGCUCCAGCGCCAGUGUCCCUAACUUGUCCUCUCGUGAAGCAAGUCUGAUGGAGUCGUUUGUUCGCCGAGCACCCAAUAUGUCUCGCACCAACGCCACCAACAAUAUGAACCUAAGCCGAAGCAGCAGCGACAACAACACUAACACGCUUGGACGUAAUGUCAUGAGCACUGCCACUUCUCCUCUCAUGGGUGCGCAGAGCUUUCCUAACCUUACAUCCACUGGUACCACUUCAACUGUUACAAUGUCAACCUCCAUAGUAACCAGCAGCAAUAAUGUAGCCACGGCAACUACAGGUUUGUCCGUCGGGCAGUUGCUCAGUAACACGCUGACGACCAGCUUGACCUCUACAUCUAGCGAGAGUGACACAGGUCAGGAGGCUGAGUUUUCCCUCUAUGACUUCCUGGACAGUUGUCGGGCAAACACGCUGCUUGCAGAGUUGGAUGAUGAGGAAGACCUGCCAGAGCCGGACGACGACGACGAUGAGAACGAAGAUGACAAUCAGGAAGAACAGGAGUAUGAGGAAGUUCUGGUACGGUCCAGGGUCAACCUUGGUUACCACGUUCAUAUUCAUAGGGAGGAAGAGGAGUACGAAACCAAAGGGGGUCGACGCAGAACCUGGGAUGACGACUUUGUGCUGAAGAGACAGUUUUCUGCUCUAGUACCUGCAUUUGACCCCAGACCAGGCCGGACUAACGUCCAGCAAACUACUGACUUGGAUAUCGCUCCACCAGGUACACCUCGAUCAGAGGUACAAGAGGAGGUGGAGUGCACACCGUCCCCCCGUCUGGCUCUCAUCCUGAAAGUAGCAGGGCUGGGAACUACUCGAGAAGUUGAACUACCUCUCUCUAACUACAAGUCCACCAUCUUCUAUUAUGUCCAAAAACUUCUCCAGCUCUCAUGCAAUGGUGCUAUUAAACCUGACAAGCUUAGACGCAUCUGGGAGCCUACAUACACAAUAAUGUACAGAGAAUUGAAGGACUCUGACAAGGAAAGAGAGAGCGGAAAGAUGGGUUGCUGGUCUGUAGAGCAUGUGGAACAGUACCUUGGCACAGAUGAAUUACCAAAGAAUGACUUGAUAACCUACAUGCAGAAGAAUGCAGACUCAACUUUCCUGCGCCACUGGAAAUUAACCGGCUCUAAUAAAAGUAUUAGGAAAAACAGAAAUUGUUCGCAGCUCAUAGCUGCAUACAAGGACUUCUGCGAGCGUGGCUGCAGAUCUUCAGGCUUGAGCUCUGGGACGCUGUCCGCCACUCAGAGCUGUGAUAUACUGAGUGCUGCGCGGGAGCAGGCUCAAGCUAAGGCGGGCUCGGGCCAGAGCGCCUGCAGCGUGGAGGAUGUGCUGCAGCUCCUACGCAUCCUCUUCACCAUCGGGGGAGAACCUUUGUCCGGACGCACACUACAAGAAGAAAUGGAAGAGCUGCAGUUCAAUGCAUCACCUGAAGAAUUCACCAGCAAAAAGAUUACAACCAAAAUCCUGCAGCAGAUCGAGGAGCCACUGGCCCUGGCUAGUGGGGCUCUCCCAGACUGGUGUGAGCAGUUGACCAGCAAGUGUCCUUUCCUCAUCCCCUUUGAAACACGGCAGCUUUACUUCACCUGCACUGCGUUUGGAGCCUCCAGGGCUAUAGUCUGGCUCCAGAACCGAAGAGAAGCCACUAUGGAGCGUUCCCGUCCAUCCACCACGGUGCGUCGUGAUGAUCCAGGGGAGUUUCGUGUGGGCAGGCUCAAACACGAGCGUGUCAAGGUGCCUCGUGGAGAGAGCAUGAUGGAGUGGGCUGAGAGCGUGAUGCAGAUCCACGCUGACAGAAAGUCUGUGCUAGAGGUUGAGUUCCAGGGGGAGGAGGGAACUGGUCUUGGUCCCACCUUGGAGUUUUACGCGCUGGUGGCUGCAGAGUUCCAGAGGACCUCACUUGGUAUUUGGCUUUGUGAUGACGACUUCCCAGAUGAUGAGUCACGUCAGGUGGAUCUGGGCGGUGGCUUAAAACCACCCGGCUUCUACGUUCAACGUUCCUGCGGCCUUUUCCCCGCUCCCUUUCCCCAAGACAGCGAUGAACUUGAGCGCAUCACUAAGCUUUUCCUAUUUCUUGGCAUCUUUCUGGCCAAAUGCAUCCAGGAUAACCGGCUUGUGGACCUGCCCGUCUCCCAACCCUUCUUCAAGUUGCUCUGUAUGGGCGACAUCAAAAGCAACAUGAGUAAGCUCCUUUACCAAACCCGUGUCGAGUCGGAUUGCCACUUCUCCGAGAUUCAGUCGGAGGCCUCCACCGAGGAGGGUCAGGACACGUAUUCUGUGGGUAGCUUUGAUGAAGACUCAAAGUCUGAGUUUAUCCUUGACCCACCCAAGCCUAAGCCACCAGCUUGGUAUCACGGCAUCCUGACCUGGGAGGACUUUGAACUUGUAAAUCCCCAUAGAGCACAGUUUCUGAAAGAGCUGAAGGCGCUUUCUGUAAAGAGAAGGCAUAUGCUGAGCAAUAAAAGCCUGUCUGAAGAUGAAAAGAACACACGGCUGCAAGAUCUCAUGUUGAAGAACCCUAUGGGUUCUGGCCCACCACUUAGUGUAGAAGAUCUAGGAUUAAAUUUCCAGUUCUGCCCAUCGUCCAAAGUACACGGCUUCUCAACAGUGGACCUGAAGCCCAAUGGAGAGGAUAUGAUGGUCACCAUGGACAAUGCAGAGGAUUAUGUAGAGCUCAUGUUUGAUUUCUGCAUGCACACUGGAAUCCAGAAACAAAUGGAGGCCUUCAGAGAGGGCUUUAUCAAAGUGUUCCCUAUGGAGAAGCUUAGUUCAUUUAGUCAUAAAGAAGUGCAGAUGAUCCUUUGUGGCAACCAGUCUCCAUCCUGGACCGCUGAGGAUAUUGUUAACUACACAGAACCCAAACUGGGUUUCACACGUGACAGUCCUGGUUUCCUGCGCUUUGUGCGAGUGCUGUGUGGAAUGUCAUCUGAUGAGAGGAAAGCCUUCCUUCAAUUCACUACAGGCUGCUCAACUCUACCCCCUGGUGGACUAGCCAACCUGCACCCACGUCUCACAAUAGUCCGAAAGGUUGAUGCAACAGAUGCCAGCUAUCCUUCUGUUAACACAUGUGUGCACUACUUGAAGUUGCCUGAGUAUUCCUCCGAAGAGAUCAUGAGAGAGCGCCUCCUUGCUGCCACUAUGGAGAAGGGCUUCCACCUCAACUGAGCAUGCUCUCCUCACAUUUUUGACCAACUCCCAUACCGGUGACGCCUGUUGUGUUUUGUUGCAGAAAAUAAAAGCUGUGCCCUGAUGAAAUGCCAUCCCCCUUAUCGCCCAAGCACCCCACAUGUACCCAAAAAACAGGAAAAAAUGUCCCAUAGCAGCUCCACUAGCUACUGAAACAAACUAGGGCCUUGACCUCUCCUUCUUCACUUGACUGCUCUACAAGGCCUUUCCUAGGUCACUGUACUGCUUUAAGGGCUUGAGCCGCUGGCAGCCAGGGUAGUCUCACCUCAUUCAACUGUGUUUACUGUCAUUCUCCAGGUUCAGUGUAAAUUUCGGCAUGAAUCACCUUUUUCUGAUCCAGAUAGCACCAUCUCCAGCAUCAGACAACUGUCUCUCUGCACGAGGGGGACAUAAGCACACCUGCUUCUGUAGAGCUAACUUCUAGAGUGUUUGGGCAUUUCCUUAACAGGUUUUAAGUUUUACUAGUGCCUGCGUCGUUGAAAUAUUAGGAUUUUUUUUUCAUUUGUUUAACUUGAUCCGUCUGCAUACAAUCAUGCACAUGCUUUUGUUUCUGGGUAUUUUUCCGUUUUCGCUUCCGUUACUGUGUGAGUAUGUUUUCAACCGUUUCUUGCCCUGCUUAAGGAUUGAAGUCCCCGAGUGCAUUUGUGUAAUUUUACAAUAAAGCUAGAGAUACAGAAACACUGGUUCUGUGUGCAAGGCACAUUAAAAAAAAACAAAGCAAAAGCAAGCUGUGCUUUCCCUUGUAUUUUCUUUGUAUAUUAUAAACAUUUAUUUAACUCAAGUUGCAGGUUGAAGUAAACAAAUAUUUUCAAAUGUGUAUGCUCCAAAAAUAAUCAUUAAAAUGUUUGCAAAGUAUAAACCA
Triplophysa dalaica is the source of this 9019-nucleotide messenger RNA. RefSeq names its product HECT domain containing 1 (gene hectd1). NCBI's taxonomy places the organism in Eukaryota, Metazoa, Chordata, Actinopteri, Cypriniformes, Nemacheilidae. The record is from RefSeq and is a predicted model, not a curated record. The transcript is spliced from 42 exons. Gene Ontology annotation, biological process: anatomical structure development; protein K63-linked ubiquitination; proteasome-mediated ubiquitin-dependent protein catabolic process. Gene Ontology annotation, molecular function: protein binding; metal ion binding; ubiquitin protein ligase activity. The coding region runs from base 373 to 8136 and encodes 2587 amino acids. Gene Ontology annotation, cellular component: nuclear speck.